Messenger RNA from Drosophila albomicans, 1917 nucleotides. It is a transcript of the gene phr6-4, whose product is annotated as cryptochrome-2. Lineage: Eukaryota; Metazoa; Arthropoda; Insecta; Diptera; Drosophilidae. Gene Ontology annotation, molecular function: DNA binding; FAD binding. The transcript is spliced from 3 exons. Gene Ontology annotation, cellular component: cytoplasm; nucleus. The coding region runs from base 43 to 1677 and encodes 544 amino acids. The record is from RefSeq and is a predicted model, not a curated record. Gene Ontology annotation, biological process: circadian regulation of gene expression; entrainment of circadian clock by photoperiod.
UUAUUAAAAACGGUAAAUUGUUAAUUUUUUGACUGGCGAAAAAUGAGCAUUGAAAUAGAAAGCAAAUCAACACAACGUCGCACGCUUGUGCACUGGUUUCGUAAAGGACUGCGUGUACACGAUAAUCCAGCACUAUUGCAAGUUUUCGAUGUUGCUCGCACUGCGCCACAUAAAUACAGCGUGCGCCCAAUAUUCCUGUUGGAUCCCGGCAUACUCGACUGGCUGCAAGUAGGGGCAAAUCGCUGGCGAUUUCUUCAACAAUCACUCAGUGAUCUGGACAAUCAGCUGCGCGAACUAAAUUCUCGUCUAUAUGUAGUGCGUGGCAAACCUGUGGAGCUCUUUCCCAAACUCUUCGAGCGCUGGAAUGUGGAAUUGUUGACAUACGAAUCAGAUAUUGAACCUUACGCUGUGCAACGUGAUGCUGCUGUGCAGAAGCUGGCUGCAGUGCAUCAGGUGCACGUGGAUACACACUGCUCACAUACCAUUUACAAUCCUGAAGUGGUUAUGGCACGCAACCUAGGCAAGGCCCCUAUAACAUAUCAAAAGUUUUUAGGCAUCGUGGAUCAGUUGAAAUUGCCCAAAGUACGUGAAAAGCCAGAAAAGCUGCCUGAGGAAGUACAGCCAUCAGAGGAUGCACUUGAAUUGGCAGAUGCAAGUGUCUACGACUGUCCAACGUUGGAGCAAUUGGUGAAGCGACCCGAUGAACUGGGCGACAAUAAAUUUCCCGGUGGCGAAACGGAGGCACUGCGUCGAUUGGAAGCCUCGCUUAGAGAUGAACAAUGGGUGGCCAGCUUUGAGAAGCCCAAAACGUCGCCAAAUUCUCUUGAGCCCAGCACCACAGUGCUCAGUCCUUACUUGAAAUUCGGCUGUUUAAGCGCACGAUUGCUCUACGAGCGACUCAAAGGAAUUCUUGCCCGGCACCCCAAGCACUCGAAGCCACCAGUUUCCUUGGUGGGCCAAUUGCUGUGGCGAGAAUUCUAUUAUACGGCUGCAGCCGCUGAACCCAACUUCGAUCGCAUGCUGGGCAAUGCGUAUUGCAUUCAAAUAGCAUGGAACGAGCAGCCGGAUCAUUUGGCAGCAUGGACACAUGGACGAACUGGCUAUCCGUUCAUAGAUGCCAUAAUGCGACAACUACGUCAAGAGGGCUGGAUACAUCAUUUGGCACGCCACGCAGUUGCGUGUUUUCUGACACGCGGCGAUUUGUGGAUUAGCUGGGAGGAGGGACAACGUGUUUUUGAGCAGCUGCUGCUGGAUCAGGACUGGGCACUCAAUGCAGGCAAUUGGAUGUGGCUCUCGGCAUCGGCAUUCUUUUACCAAUACUUUCGUGUCUAUAGCCCGGUGGCGUUUGGCAAGAAAACCGAUCCAACGGGCGCGUACAUCAGAAAAUAUGUGCCGGAGUUGGCAAAAUAUCCGGCCAACUGCAUCUUUGAACCGUGGAAGGCAACACUGAGCGCACAGCGGGAUUAUGGCUGUGUGCUGGGCAAGGAUUAUCCGCACCGCAUUGUCAACCACGACAUUGUGCACAAGAAGAACAUAAAACGCAUGACUGCUGCCUAUAAAGUGAAUCGCGAAGUGCGAACUGGCAAACAGGAGCCGGAUGAGGAGCUUGAUGAACCAACUGGAAAACGUAAGGCUAGCAGCAUCAAAUCGGGCCGUGCGGCGAAACGAAGACGCUGACAAUUGUUGACUAAUGAUGAUCUAGUCUGGAGCUCAGGUAAAGAGAGUCCUAAGACUAGAUAAGCAUGUUGAAUCAUUAUGAGCUUACAUUGAAUGUAUGCUAUUCUUUAGUUUUAUUGUUAUAUACAUAUAAAAACUAAUUGUUACUGAAAUUGUAUGUAAAAUUAUUUGUAUAACUUUCAAAAUGUCAUUGAAAGCAAAAUAAUUACGAUAUUAUAAAUAAAAAUUCAAAAAUGAUUA